Messenger RNA from Paramecium tetraurelia, 1332 nucleotides. RefSeq lists its product as uncharacterized. The transcript is spliced from 2 exons. Lineage: Eukaryota; Ciliophora; Oligohymenophorea; Peniculida; Parameciidae. The record is from RefSeq and is a predicted model, not a curated record.
AUGCAGCAGGUAAUUCUCUAAUCUAAAUAUUGUAAUAAACUGAUAUAGAGAAUGAGUAAUCUGCAAAUGUAGCUGAUAAUUCUCUCAUCUAAAUAUUGUAAUAAACUAAUAUAGAGAAUGAGGAAUCUGCAAAUGCAGCACUUUAAUAAAAUCUUCCUCAGAGAAUUAUUAACUCAUUAUUCAUUUCAGAUGUCAACAUUAACUAUGUCUAAAAUUUAUUGGGUAAAAAUUUCUUAAAAUUAAUCAGAACAUAAUCGGUUACUUUUAGUAGAAUCACUUUACUUCUUUAAUUCGUUUACUGCCAAUGCUAAUGAAGGAUAAAUAAAACAAUGCUUUUAACUUAACUUUUUAUCAUACCUGGUAUCCUUAUAUGCCAAUUUUUGCUAAAGUAUGACAGAAAAUUCAGAUAUAUUUUAUAUAAUAGAUUAUUUAGAUUGCAUAUUCUACAAUCUAGUACUUUUGAAAGUUGAAUUUUAGGCAUAAGAUAAAAAAUAAAUGGUGGACUGCAUUGAAAAGAUUGUUCUUUUAAAUAAAUUUUAAAAGUUUAGCUUAUAGGCGUAAGAAUGUUUGCUUAACUUAUAUUUUAAACUUUCUUUAUGUUUCGAUAUAACAAAUUCAUUAAUAAUAUGCUCAUAUAUCUUACAAAAUACUAGCAAAAAAGAACUUAUUAUAAUUGUUGUUAACUUAAUUAUUAGAAUAUUUUAUCAAUCAGCUCGAGAAAAUAGAAAAGCCCUAGAAUUAUAUAUAAAUUAAAUUAAACAUUUAAAUAUUACUGAAAAAUUAGUUCAGCUAUCUGAUGAGUAUCCAAAUGAAAUCAUUAAAUAUUUUAAAGUUAUGUCAAACUAGUAAAAAUCAAUCACUAUUGAGAUAAUUUCUUUGUAAUAAGCAAGCUUAAUAUAUUAAAAAUGGAGAUACUUUGACAGGGAACUAUUUUAUUAUUUUUUAGCAAAUAUCAUCCCAACAUAUAAAAUUAUAUUAACAGGAAUUUUAUAAAAUUAGUAACUAUUGGAUGAGAUAAUGAUAACGCUACAAACCAAAUAAAACUAGGAAUCAAAAGAAGCAUUCUAUUUAUUAUGUACAAUUGUAAAAGAGAAUUCAUCUAUCCAGUCUAAUAAUCAGUUUAUUGGAAUUCUUAAUUAAUAUUUUGUCAAUAGCCACUCAAUAGAUGAAUACAAAUUUUAUUUAAAUCUGAUUUUGUAAGACCCAACUGUAUUGAAUUAAAAUUGUCCCAAUGCUGUAAAAACAAAACUUGAGUCAUUAAUUAAAUUACCAGAACUUGAAACAUAAGUGUAAAGAAUAUUAAAUGAUGAUUUACAAUUUAUUUUUGAAUGA